AUGACGACGAAAGACUUCGACAUGGACCCCAAAGCCGAGCACGAUGAGAAUGAGUUGGCUGCUGACGUGGAGCGUCAGCGCCAUCUCACAAAGACCCUGUUGUUCAAGGUCGACACCAGGGUCCUACCUCUGCUCGCACUCCUCUUUCUCUGUUCAUUCCUCGACCGAACCAACGUCGGCAAUGCAAAGAUCAUUGGCCUGGAGGAGGAUCUUGGCAUCGACAACAGCCAAUACAACCAGGGCUUGGCCGUUUUCUAUGCAACAUACAUCGCCAGCGAGUUGCCAAGCAACCUCGUCCUGAAAAAGGUCUCACCCAGAAUCUGGCUCCCGUUCCUCACUUGCGCGUGGGGCAUCGUUACCAUGUGCCUCGGCUUUGUCCGCAGCUACGGCAGCUUCGUCGCCGUUCGUGCGAUCCUUGGCAUGUGCGAGGGUGGACUGCUGCCGGGCAUGGUGCUCUACCUCUCUGGGCUCUAUACCCGCGGAGAGCUGGCGCUCCGGAUCGGCAUCUUUUACACGGCUGCAUCCCUCUCCGGUGCGUUUGGAGGCCUUCUUGCGAGAGGUUUGUCGGCCAUUGGCCCCAAGGGUGGCCUUGAGGGAUGGAGAUGGAUCUUCAUCAUUGAGGGUCUCAUCACCGUCGUUUGCGGAAUUAUUGCCGCUAUUGGUUUGCCCAACAACUUGGCGACCGCCAAGAUACUGACCCCCGAAGAGCGCGAGUGGGCGUCGCUCAGACUCCAAACCAAUAUCGAGGGUCGAUUCAAUUCUGCUAGUGAAAGAGAGGAGAGAUUCCGCUGGUCAGAAGUCGGGCGCGGCGUUCUCAACGUUCAAGUAUGGCUCAGUGCGACCGCGUAUUUUGCGAUUCUGUCUGGCCUGUACUCUUUUGGUCUUUUCCUCCCAACUAUCAUCAACGACAUGCACAUCGCAUCCAACUCCAACCAGGUCCAGCUGUGGUCCGUUGUCCCAUAUGCCGUCGCAACCCCUGUCACAGUUCUCGUGGCCUUCCUGUCGGAUCGUCUUCGCCUUCGCGGUCUCCUCAUGCUUUGCGUUCUUCCCAUCUCCAUAAUUGGUUACGCUGUCAUCGCCAACGUCACAGCGCCGCAAACGAGGUUCGCCAUGACUUGCCUCAUGGCCAUCGGCAUGUACAGCGCUGUUCCUUGCGUCUUGGUCUGGAACUCCAACAACUCGGCCGGCCACUACAAGCGAGCUACGACCUCUGCGCUGCAGCUUGCCAUCGCCAACUGCGGAGGGUUCGUCGCGACCUUUAUCUAUCCCAGCAAUGAAGGCCCAUUUUACCACAAGGGCCACACUGUCAUCUUGGGUUUGCUGUGUUAUGCAUGGGUAGCAACUCUUCUGAAUGUCCUCUGGUGCGCCAAGAUCAACCGUGACAAGGCGGCAGGGAAGUACGAUGAGUAUGAGGGUACGGGCGAUGAUCGAGAGCCCGGUUUCAAGAUGGUAUUGUAA
Messenger RNA from Colletotrichum spaethianum, 1458 nucleotides. Its product is annotated as putative transporter. Bases 1 to 1458 code for a protein of 485 amino acids. The transcript has 9 exons. Gene Ontology annotation, cellular component: membrane. Gene Ontology annotation, biological process: transmembrane transport. The record is from RefSeq and is a predicted model, not a curated record. Gene Ontology annotation, molecular function: transmembrane transporter activity. NCBI's taxonomy places the organism in Eukaryota, Fungi, Ascomycota, Sordariomycetes, Glomerellales, Glomerellaceae.